Molecule: messenger RNA, 153 nt
Organism: Trametes versicolor FP-101664 SS1
Lineage: Eukaryota; Fungi; Basidiomycota; Agaricomycetes; Polyporales; Polyporaceae
Exons: 2
Coding region: 1-153 (50 amino acids)
Source: RefSeq, a predicted model, not a curated record
AUGCUUCCAUCGUUGCUGGAGGAGCAUGCCAAGUUGGACCGCAUCUAUGGACAUGGUAUUUGGCCUGGCGUGGUCGGGUUGGACGUUGGAAUCCACCAGCUCCAGUCUCUCUCACACCACCACAGCCAGCUCGCCCUGCACCUAUCUCUAUAA